GUCCGCGGCACCAGGAAGAAGGCGCCCGAGCUCCCCUCCGGACCAGACAGCCGCAGGAGGAGGUGGGGGCGAGUAGCGGGCUGAAUUCGUCCGCUGCCCAGGUGGCGGAGCCCCCGAGGAGAAGUGUUGCGCCGGCGGUGGAGACUCGCGCUCCCUCCAGCCCCAGGGGCAGAACUUUCUCGCCCCCCCUCGCUCCCCCGCAGCCGGACUCACUCCCCAGCCGGCCAGUCCUCCCCGAGGAGAAGGCGCCGCGGAGACAGCCCGGGCGGGGGCCCACCUUCCCCAGGGCUGGCAUCAUGUCGGCGGCGCAGGUGUCCUCGUCCCGGAGACAAUCUUGCUACCUGUGCGACCUGCCUCGUAUGCCCUGGGCCAUGAUCUGGGACUUCUCGGAACCCGUAUGCCGCGGUUGCGUAAACUACGAGGGCGCCGAUCGCAUCGAGUUCGUGAUCGAGACCGCGCGCCAGCUGAAGCGGGCGCAUGCGCGGCUGCCCAAUGGUCUGGGGGGCCCCAACGGCUUCCCCAAGCCGGCCUCGGAAGAGGGACCUCCGGAACUGAACCGCCAGAGCCCCAACUCGUCUUCAUCGGCGUCGGUGGCGUCUCGGCGUGGGACGCACAGCGGGCUAGUGUCGGGGUUGCCCAACUCUGGGGGUGGCGGAGGCCCACAGCUUACCCCGGGCGUCUCUGCCACGUCGUCCUCCGCGACGUCUUCGACCUCGGUGUCGGUGGCUGAGGUGGGCGUGGGUGCUGGUGGCAAAAGACCCGGCUCGGUGUCCAGCACAGACCAGGAGCGGGAGCUGAAGGAGAAACAGCGGAACGCCGAGGCCCUGGCGGAGCUGAGCGAAAGCCUGCGCAACCGCGCGGAGGAGUGGGCCAACAAGCCCAAGAUGGUCCGCGACACCCUGCUCACGCUGGCCGGCUGCACGCCCUACGAGGUGCGCUUCAAGAAGGACCACUCACUGCUGGGCCGCGUCUUCGCCUUCGACGCCGUCUCCAAGCCCGGCAUGGACUACGAGCUGAAGCUGUUUAUUGAGUACCCCACGGGCUCGGGCAACGUGUACUCCAGCGCCUCCGGGGUGGCCAAGCAGAUGUACCAGGACUGUAUGAAGGACUUCGGCCGGGGUCUCUCCUCCGGCUUCAAGUACCUGGAGUACGAGAAGAAGCACGGAUCCGGGGACUGGCGCCUACUUGGAGACCUCCUGCCCGAGGCCGUGCGCUUCUUCAAGGAGGGCGUGCCCGGUGCAGACAUGCUGCCCCAGCCCUACCUGGACGCCAGCUGCCCCAUGUUGCCCACAGCGCUGGUGAGUCUAAGCCGCGCCCCCAGUGCACCCCCGGGGACCGGGGCCCUGCCGCCUGCCACCCCCUCGGGCAGGGGUGCGCGCCGCCUCCCCCUGGGACCCCACUCCAACCGGACCACCCCGCCUGAGUCAGCCCCUCAGAACGGUCCGUCCCCCAUGGCCGCCCUCAUGUCGGUGGCAGACACUCUGGGCACUGCGCACUCGCCCAAGGAUGGCAGUUCCGUCCACUCCACCACGGCGUCUGCCAGGCGCAACAGCAGCAGCCCAGUGUCGCCGGCCUCUGUGCCUGGGCAGCGCCGCUUGGCCUCACGGAACGGGGACCUGAAUUUGCAGGUGGCGCCCCCGCCGCCUAGCACCCACCCGGGCAUGGACCAAGUGCACCCCCAAAACAUUCCGGAUUCCCCUAUGGCCAACAGCGGGCCCCUCUGCUGUACUAUUUGCCACGAACGUUUGGAGGACACGCAUUUCGUUCAGUGCCCAUCCGUCCCCAGCCACAAAUUCUGCUUCCCUUGCUCAAGAGAGAGUAUCAAGGCCCAGGGAGCCACCGGCGAGGUGUACUGCCCCAGUGGAGAGAAAUGCCCCCUAGUUGGGUCGAAUGUACCUUGGGCCUUCAUGCAGGGCGAAAUCGCAACGAUCUUAGCUGGGGAUGUUAAAGUGAAAAAGGAGAGAGACCCUUGAACCACAAGACGGCCACCUCCUUUGACCUAGACCAGCUCCUCUCCAAUCCAGAGGGCCCCUCCCCUCUCCACAUCUGCCCUCCCUUCCCUCACCCCCAAGAUGUAGAAUUGUGAAUAUAACAAAACUGCAAAAAGUUAGUCUUAUGUAUAGACAUUAUUUUCGUCGUAUGUUUCUAUAUUUUGAAACUAAGGUAUGUAACUUCUUCAUUUGAAGGAUAAGCCGGUUUGUGUUAAGCAGUAUAAUAUUGGUUGGGUCAUUUGCAUCAUAUUUGUUAGCAUUUAUUUGGUGGCAGGGUGUUUGCCUAGGUACAGAAUUAAUAGCCCUUAGCAACACUGCUGCUGGUGUGUAUUUUUGUAAAUGUUAUGCACUCUCUAAAA
Myotis brandtii (Brandt's bat) is the source of this 2350-nucleotide messenger RNA. It is a transcript of the gene IRF2BPL, whose product is annotated as interferon regulatory factor 2 binding protein-like. The record is from RefSeq and is a predicted model, not a curated record. Gene Ontology annotation, biological process: regulation of transcription by RNA polymerase II. The transcript has 4 exons. Lineage: Eukaryota; Metazoa; Chordata; Mammalia; Chiroptera; Vespertilionidae. The coding region runs from base 297 to 1973 and encodes 558 amino acids. Gene Ontology annotation, cellular component: nucleus. Gene Ontology annotation, molecular function: transcription corepressor activity.